AUGGCCGAGAUCCUCGACGUCUCACCCGUGGGGUGGGAUAACAUGAAGAAGAACUGGUGGCAAUUUGUCUUCAUUGGCAUCUUGCUAGCUUGUGUUUCUAUCGGUUCGCUCAAGCUUCUCUACUCGGGGGUAACGCGCCUCUGGAGCUAUUAUAAGACAAGACCACGAUCAGAGACGAUACCGACCAACGUCAUCCAGCGACUUGAAAGGCUUUCAGACCAACAGCUGGUUUUGAGGAAUUUUGAACGACGGAAGCCGUCUUCUUUUGGCGUCUACCUGGGUACUUUCAAUUCACCCCCGACUCAGGACGAACUUCGCGUUUUGAACCAGUGGGAUUUGCUGAUCGUCGACCCUUCCCAACCUGGUACUCUCGAAGCGGUCACCACCGCGGAACGGAAACAACUGGUUGGCCGAGUCGACCUCGAUCGCAUCAUCUCCAAGGAUGAUGCGUUGCUGCUGGCGAUCGAAAAAAUUGAAAAUGUCUUAAUGGGAAGUUUCAAUAACACGGUCUUCAGCGGUAUUCUGUUCGCCAACUGGGAAGACAAAUUCACCCCGAUUGUUUUCUCCAAGCUUAUCGAGGUUGUCGAUGAAUUGUGCCUGGCGGUUUAUUUGGAAACUGGUCCGGAAAAUUUCUUGAAGGACCACAAAGCCCUUCAAAAUGGCGCCAUAUCCGGUCUCGUCAUGCGAAACGCCAGUAUCAUGCCCCAGGGUGAGAAGAGGGAUUACUUCCAAAUCGUGAAACUGCAGCCGACGAUCAAGGCCUUCGUCUCCGAAGCUUGCAUGAGGGACUUUGUGGUUCUGGCGUGGGAAACCGUGGACGACAAUGCCUCGUUGUCCAAUGCCGUGGUUCAGAGAUCUCUCCAGUGGUGCAAUUUCUACAGCGCCAUCCCUUGGAUUGGCCGGCAGUCUGCCUUGCAAAAUGCCGCCCUGAACGUGAAGAUCACCGAGCCUCUCUCUUCUUUCGGUUGGUUGAAAGACGCCGAUGUUAUGAAGGCUCACGAUCGUUGGCGCUCCAACCUACACGUGGAAAAUACCGUGGCAGACCAGCAUGAAUGGGACACCCUCGCUCAAUUUUUCCCGGCUCUAAACGACGUCCUUGACUCCUCGGAAACUCAUGCGGCCAUGACCGACAGCCUGAACACGUCGGUUCGCGAUCCGCCAGAGUGGGUUGCCCAGAUCAAAUCCCAAGGGAGUCCAUUGUCCGUAUCCAUGGCCGGACUAGAAUACAAUUCAUUGGGAUGCUUUCCGCUUGGGUCUGAGGCAACGCCAGUUGCUUUUGCCGAAAUUCUCCAGUCCCAGCUACGUCUCAAGUCGCUCGCACUGCUCCAUCCGGUCCCCGCGACAACGGUUCCCGAUAUUGGUAAGGUUUUGAAGAAAUUCCUUCAAACCUACGUUGCCUCCGAGUUGAAUACUUCGGACCAGCUCGUUGCCUCACUCAGGGAGCUGUGCAAUUUGGCCUUAAACGACUCUUUGCGAGUGAAUCUUGCGUUGGAUUCUGGAUUGCGUAAGAGCGUUGACAUGCGUUUCUGGGCUGUUUACCAGAUGGAUUCCGAUGGGUUUGAAGUAUUUGCUUCUAAAAACGCUCAAGGUUUGGUUGGCAUGGUACUACAUACAUUCUUAUCCGCAAAGGGUCAUCCUCGCCAUGUUUGCUUCGAGACAGAGAUUGCCUUCGCCAAAUGGUCAAAUGAUUUGGUCGAUGACACGGGGCUUCCUCGUCGACUUGUUCAAGAUAUUGACGCCCUGAGCCCCGAGGAGCGACUCCUUUUGUUGCAGCACCUCUCCUUGACCGAUUCCAAGAGCGAGGCUUCGGAUACCAUCUGUGCAUAUAUCCGGAGACAGCUCAUCGAUGCGCCUUCAUUUGUCCAGCUCAAGGAACUCAACACUAUCUCUUACCUCGAGGGAUCUGUGUCUCCCGAAUCCUUGAUCAAUACUCGUGUGGCCUGGUAUCAGGAACAACAUUCAUCUUAUCCAUCUGCCUCCAAAUGUCUCGCUCUCUUCAAUCAGACCGACGCUGUCUUCACUCAGAUCUUGAAAGAGCGCCGUGAGAAUGACCUUGCUCUGAUUUCGAACGGUCUGUGCAAGCUUCUCCAGAAUGAUGUCAUUGACCCGUAUGCCGAUAUAUUAGCGCUUUCGCUUUUCUGCGCCGCAAGGAAGGGUGCUCUGGAUGAGAUUUACGCCGAGGUGACCGAUCGAAACCCCCUAUUCAACAAUCAAUCCGACCAAGCGGCUGCUUUUGCUGAAUCGUUUGCCCUUGGCUCGCGAUGCGAGGCGUACUUUGACAUCUCGCCCAGUGCCUUCGGAAGAUUGCUGUCGAAUCGCUUCAGAAAGCAGUACACGGAUGAGAAGCUUCCGGAUUGGAUUAAUGGCGCCCCUGAGAUGGCCACGUCGUAUGCCGGUGCACAGAUUGACGUGAACCCAGACGAUAAGGUCAAACCGAUGCGCGGGUACCAGCGAUUUACGUUCCUCAGUGUUUUUGCCUUCCCAGCCCUGAUUGAUAUCCUUAUGCUCACCAUCAUCGGUCGUGGACUGUAUCUAUCCGCGUUUAUGACGUACGAGGAGCAGGAGAGUGCCACCAUUGCCCUGAUGAUAUCGCUUCUCAUGUCUGGAGCCAUCGGUACAUGGAUCGCAUGCGGCGGACCUUAUUACCUAAUAUCCAUGGCAUUCGCUGCUUCGAACAUGUUUGUGCUGAUCAGAUUGAUCGCUGGUAUUGCAUUCACUGUCGCCGGUGGUCUCAUCGGAUUCGUUGCAAUCUCCGGGGUUAACGGACCUCGUGCUGGAAUUAUCUUUUACCUCUAUCUCAUUGCGCUGACGAUCUACUUCUCUGCCUUUGCCUCCCUUGCCAGUUUCAGUUAUCCCGGAUCCAGCUUUUUGUCUGGCCGCACCGUUAUCUUCGCUUGCAUUCCCAUUCUUUUCAUUUCGCCAAUCGUCACAACCUUCACUGGUCAUGAUUCGGCCAUUUAUCUCGCCGUCAUUUACGUUUUCAUUGGUUUCCUUCUCUUUGGUCUGCGAACGAUCGCAUCCAAGUGGGUGACCUGGUAUCAACACAUCAGAAGAACCGAUGACACUGAAAUCCGGAAAUGGUACGUUGCCACCCACGGUGACGGCAACGAGAAGGUCUUCGGGAACUUGAGUGAUCCUGCCGUUCUCAAGCUGUCAAGAGAAGCUCUGUUCAAGGAUGUUAUGGCGGAGAAGGAGCGUUGGUUUUUCACGAAGGCAACACCCGACACCCUGGUUCUCGAGCUUGCUCGGGAUUGGGAUUCCACGAACUUCCUCCUUGACUGGUACUGCCGCUACGCCGACGUCCCCCGUCCGAUUCCCUUCAGUUCUGGGUGGAACAUCCAAACCAAGGUGGCUCUCGACACGCUGCGCAGCUCCCAGAAAGGAAUUCGUUCCCACAACGCUUUUAUCCAUUGGCGCCAAUCCAGCAGAGAAAUAGGCUGCGGUAUUCUGUACUUCGUCCUGGCCCUGCUUGAUAAGUGGGUGGAGCUGCUGAGCGGUGGACAUCUUGUCGGUCUCUCGGCCGCGCUUACGGAUGCCUACCGAAUGUCUGUUGGUUUCGGUCUGGCGUACUACCUCAUCGGUGCGGUGUUGAUUGAUACGAAGGCCCAAGAGCUCCAUGACUUGAUCGGUAAACACUCGGCUGUCGCGGUCGAAACCGCGAAGGAUAUCCGACCUUCGCAGAAGCGGGACAUCAAAUUCAAGAGGAAGGUCUAUUGGAAGACCUUCGGUAAAUAUCUUAUGUGGCACGUCUGGAGUCUUGCCCUGGCUACCGCUCUCAUCUGGAGCUUCCAGUCAUCCGUGGAGGCUAUGAUUAUGUUCUUCGCCUACGUUCUAGCCUACACCGGUUUGCUUUGGUACCAGUAUACGAAAAUCUUCACUGGACCUCAUGCUUUGAAACCCCUACUGGCGGGAGUCGUCGUUGGACUUCCAGUUGGUAUUGCCCUGAAAGUCUGUCUCCCUGGGUUCUUAUACUCUCAGGUGAUUGGUCUGGGGUCCGCCACGUGGACAACUGCCAUUCUCGCCCUCUUUGCAUCAAAGAUGGGCAUGCCAAAAAAGGUCGAAUCACCGGUGGAACUUGGCAAGACCUUCCAUGCCUUUACUGCACCAUGGGCGGAUCCCGAGUGGUCUCAACAGGAGCUGCAAACAUUCUUCGAGGGGAUGUCUGUCAUUCCCGCGGACGCCAGAUUGACUCUUACUCCCAGUAUCCAUCCCGGCGUGGAGGUGAAAAACAUCCUGCUCAUGCGCAGAAAAGAGCCAAGAAUCGAAGAGGCGUUUCCGCAGUCGCAGGAGCUGGUCAACAAGGCCCUAGGAGCCUGGGAAAAGGGACAAAUCGUACUCGAGCUCGUUCCCUUAGGAUCGCUGGGCCCGAACAUCCAGGCUUUGAGCUGCAACACGUCAACCCAGCUUAGGAUUGCGGUGUGUGUGGGACGCGGUCUCGAUGAGCGAAUCGAUGUCAGUGCCAACUGUCAGGUCAUUGCGGAAACUCUCCUUCACGCAGUGGCAGAGUGUAUGCUGCGGAUGCCGCACGACUAUGCAGUACUUGCUGAAUCGCUCGUCACUGCAGGUGUAACCGAGACCACCGCCCGACAGCUCCGCGAAGAAACCAACACGCCGCUCGUCGUGCGCUGGGCCAAGAAGGAGCUUCUGCGCCAACUUUGCCUUGGAUUUGAAUGUGACGCUCACUGGGAAAAGCUUCCGAAAUCCGUGCGAACUGCCCUAUUAGAUCGCUGUCUCGGCAAAGAAUCUCAGUUCCCAGUUCAUAACCGACAAUGGCUCCAGGAGAGCUUGCGACAGUUUGACACGAACGACUUCGAAGUGCACGUUGCGCGGACUAAUCUCGGCGCUGCCACGGCUGUUAGCAUCCUCGACUAUGCGAACUACGGUACCGGUGAAGCUGCCAUCAUCAAGGAUAACGAAUCUCCAGCCUAUAUCCCAUACAUUCCGAAGAGACCCCAAAAGGCCAUCUCCAUGCUGAAGAAAAUUGGGAACUCCUUCUAUUACGCCCUCUCCUCGAUGAUCAAAUUCACUGUCGUUGCUUUGGUGGCUGACCCUGAGUUCCAGAGGGAAUUUGCCCAUGUCAUGAGUGAUCGUCCUGCGUUCAUUCGAGUGCCCCUUGUCUUUUUGCUGAAUAUGCUGUGGUCUUAUGCAAAAUUCUUCCAGGAUAUGUGCCUUACCUUUUUCUUGUUCGCUGGCCGGACGAAUGUCAAACGGCUCUGGGACGAGACAAAGGGUAUGACGAUCAGCAUCAAGAAGAGCAGGUACAUCAUCCGGAGUCUCGAUGGAACUUUCACUGCUUUCAGACACGAUGAGGCAGACGGUGGAUUCAAAGUCUACAUCUACCUUGGAGAGUCUAAGACCGAGCCUGAGGGAACGAAGCAUCUUCGAUACAUCAACACCUACUCCAAGGAGAUCUUGUUACAUAUCAGACAAGAAUUCAAGGACGGCAAGCUGCUUAACGAGUACCACUAUGACUACCGCGCUCCGACGAAAAAGAACUUUACGCUCUCGAAGACUUCGGACACCAAGAUUCCGAUGGGUAGGCGGUGCGUGCGUGGACAGAACAACCUCCAAAGCAUCCAGUACAACCGCAAAGGUCUCAUCGAGGCUGGUUCCUAUAUGAAAGAUGGCAAUCUCGUUCGCUUCAAGUACCACUACCGCAAGAAUCCUCGAUUCGGUGACGAGUUGCUUCGGGCCGAGUUUGCACUCUCUCAUAUCACCUGUACCGUCUCCUGGUGUGCACCUCCUCUCCGCCAUGCUCAGAAGGUGGAUCGAUGGAUUCCUCAUUCCAAGGUCACAGAGGCGACUUUUGUCCAGGGAGCCGAUGUGUAUGAAGCUCGUUGGUUGUAUGACCACAAGUUCCAUCCGAUGAUUUUUACCACGCUCAAUGGACAAACGGUCCAGACCCCGCCCAUGAUUGAACAUGACUACCUGGCCGUACUUGCAAAACCCAAGCAUACCAGCUUUGUGAAUGAUAACCCCCUUGUCUACUGCGAGAGUCUGAACUCAAACAUCUUAACCCGGUCUCUCGGACUGACCACCAAGCGCUUCCCAGUGUCAACCUCUCGUGCUCGUUCACUGAUCUGGAAGGCUUGGAAAGACCGCCCUGACUUCGAUGGUAUCAUUGUUCGAUGGAUGGACGACCGGCUUCUGCGGCGAGACAAGACGCUUGCGCCUUACUGGCGUAGCCGGGAUCGUGGAAACCUGGUGGCGGCAAAGAAAUACUUGGAUCUUCGUGCGGAUUCCAUUACAGCCAGUGCCGAUCUGGACGACGACAUCUCUAGCUGGACCCCCCUCGCGGUGAAGAUGAGCGAUCUGUUCAAUUUUGGACCUGGAGGUGAUGCUGUCGUCAACACUCGAUCGAAGGACUUCGGCUCGGACACCGAGAAAUCAUUGCAUGUCAUGGCUGCUGAUACCGGUACCUGGCCCAACGAAGGCGGUGGUGUCUCUGCCUGUCGACGUGAUAUGAUCAAUUCCCUGCGGUCCAUCAAAUGGCAUAUGAUCUGCGAGUCGGCCAACGAUUUCGGCGUACCCAAGCAUCAGACCGAACAGAAUAUUCUGUCCUUGAAAGUGGUCCCCCUCUGGGGAUUGGAUUUCCUUACCCCUACCCAUGGUCUCUUUAGGAACAAGCUCGACUCCGAGGUCGAAAACGUCACCUCUGCUAGUGACACCGACAUCAAACUCAACUUCAUUCCGAUCCUCACUGCAUUGGUCAAGGGAGCCCGCUCCGUCCAUCUCUCAAAGGCCGACAUUAAUCAAGCCACUCGAGCCCUCGUCAACCUCAACACCUACUUCCAGGAAUCGCGUCAUUGGACCCAAGUGUGGAACAGUGACAUUGUCAAGGAGAGCUGGCGUAAUCUCUGGCUUACUCAAGAGAUGCCCAACGCCGCGCCAUCUUCCGAAUGGUUCCGUACUGAGCUUCCCACACUCACCUCACUCGACGUCGCGUUGGAGCUAUGGUACCGGUACUUGUUCAUCUUCUCCAUCCCCAUCCCGGAAAAGAUCCCGAGCGUGUUCCAGGCGUCUCACCACAGUGUCAGCGCCUCUUAUGGAGUGGUCUGCAAGGUCAAGAAGAACUGCACUUUGCAGAUUUGGGACCAUGCCAUCAGCUGGAGAGAAACCAACCUGUGCCUUUCGUCUGCCCUGUGCAAACUAUCGCCGUUCGUUCGAAAUGCAUUGCUGGGUUUGAUGCGCAUCACGUCUGCUUUGACCCUGCACCAUGCUGAUAUCAUCCUCCCCUGUGCGGAUUUCUUCAACCCCGGAUGGGAGGCCGAAAUCGGUACCUGCCAAGGAAGUAUCGAGCAUCGCAAUGUCUUCCGCCGCAAGGUCGAUCCCGUCGUCAAUGGUAUCACGGAUAUGCAGAAGUUCGCCCCCGUUAAGGAGAUCAAGUCCCAGCGCCCCACAGUUACGAUGUUGUCCCACGUCUGGUACGCCAAGGACAUCAAGACGGCACUCCUCGCCGCUGACAUCAUCAUUAACCAGUGGAAGUUCGACGAUUACCACCUGGACAUCUACGGAGCUAUCGACAAGGCCCCGACCUACUCCACGGAAUGUCAAGAAAUCAUCGCUUCCAAGGGUUUGCGUGGCAAGGUUACCCUUCGCGGCACAGCUGACCCCAUGAAGGUGUUGGAGAACACCUGGCUCUUCCUGAACUCGUCCUUGUCGGAAGGUCUCCCGCUGGCCUUGGGUGAAGCUGCCCUGACCGGUGCGCCUGUGGUCUGUACCGACGUGGGUGCAUCGCUCCGGGUUCUCAGCGACCCCGACAAUUUCUCUCGAUUCAGUGCCGUCGUUGCCCCCAACGAUGCUCUGGCUCUCGCGAAGGCGCAGAUCUCGAUGCUCGGGAUGUUGGGCGAAUGGAGUCAGCACGCCGAGGACACGGAGCCCGCUCCUGUGCUCACCUCGUCUCCCACGCCGGAAGAAGUUGAACGGAUCACCCGCCGUAUGUACGAGAAGAGCGACCACCGUCGCAAACUCGGAAUGAUGACGCGCAAGAUCGUGCAGAAGUCCUUCAGCGGUGAUCGAUACCUCCGUGAGCACGAGCAGAUGCUUUGGAUUGGCAAGUCGGCCAAGAUCAUGUCCAGCCGCCCCGGCGCCGGCAUCAGCGACCCCGUCGACGUCGCCACGGCCAUCCAACAAGCGCUGCCCAUCGAAGAAGAGGUCAUUACUAUUCCUCGCAGUGCCGUCCACUCGUGGCGCUCUUCUGCUGCCUCCGGCAUGUCGACCAUGUACAGCAACGACAACUUCCCCAUGCUGGGCGGCAACAACCAACGUGCCUCCUCCAUCCGCUCCGGCCUCAGCAACGUCUCCACAGACACCGAGUCCUUCCUGCCUCUUCCUAGCAAUGCCUCGCUUCCCGUCUUCGCCCCGCGUCAGGCCCUCUCCUAUUCCGGCAUGUCGGGUCGUCUGUCGCCUUCCGGACGCGCUUCGCCGUCCGGUCGGCUUUCUCCUCUGCCUCAUCGCCACUCGCAUACGCGCUCCAUCUCCACUGCCGGCCGAGAACAGCUGCGCGGUCUGCAACGUGAAGACGCGCAUCCUUACCGUAACUCGGAUGUCAGUACUAUCAUGAGAGACGAGUUCCUUCAGUCGAGCAUCUACCGCGGCAUUGAAGGUGGCAACAAGUCGAACAAUGUCUAA
Aspergillus affinis is the source of this 8631-nucleotide messenger RNA. RefSeq names its product glycosyltransferase family 4 protein (gene gtb3). The record is from RefSeq and is a predicted model, not a curated record. Gene Ontology annotation, molecular function: glycosyltransferase activity. The transcript is spliced from 3 exons. Lineage: Eukaryota; Fungi; Ascomycota; Eurotiomycetes; Eurotiales; Aspergillaceae. Bases 1 to 8631 code for a protein of 2876 amino acids.